AUGGACACCCCCGGGCGCGCCGCCUUCCUGUGCUCCAGCACCGCCGCCUUCCACCCUCCCGACUGGGCGUGCAUGCCCGUCGAGGCCAACUCGCAUGCGCGGCUGGAGGCGUUUCGCGACAACCGCCACUGCGCCACGUACAUGGUGGCCACGCAGCGCGUGAAUCUCUUCGGACGCGACCAGGAGAGCUGCGACCAUGUACUGGGCAACCCCUCGGUCUCCCGGAAGCACGCGGCGGUGAUCCACGACAACGAGGGCGGCAUCUACAUCACCGACCUAAUGUCGCGGCAUGGAACGUACGUGAACCGCAAGAAGAUCCCUCCGCACGACCCCUAUCUGCUGCAUGACGGCGACGUCAUUAAGUUUGGGCAGAGUGUUCGCGUGUACAUUCUCAAGGGCGCCAGCUCCAAGGGCAACAGCGCGCCAGUAAAAAAGUCGUGGGGACGCAAGCUGCGUGUUCCGCACGUGAGCAUCAGCGCCGUUGUCCCGAAGCGAAGCCCCAGCAAGCCGAAGGCCUCGUCAGCGGUGACUAAACUGGUGAAUGCGGUUUGUUACGGCACUUUGAAGGACGAGAAAGUGGCGACGUUUAUCACGGGCGUGCUGGAGCUUGGCGACGAGGACAGACAGGGCGUUGCUGACACGCUCGUAGAGAGGCUUCAAGCGAGAUACGAGUUCUACGCUACACAUUAUGAUGAACGUGACGGCGAAUAUGACUCGAGAUCUAUGGAUAAUGGAUAUGCUCCCCCAAUUAGCUUGGCGAUGGGCAAUGGACCGAAGCAGCCUCCUGUUGUCAGUACAAAGGAGUCGGGCUUCAACUUUAUCGGACAAGCAGCGCCGGAGGCAAUGAAGCCCAAUGGGUCCGCCUUCGGGUUUAUUGGCGGCUCUGAUCCAGUGGACGAUUCUUCUUCUCACACUAGCUCAACGGAUCGACCUUCUGGACAGUCUGGCGUGGGCUCUGCGUCGAGGAAUCCUUCCGUGUCUGCUGAAGAUUUCUUGCUUGAACAUCCGUCUGUCGAUGCCAGCGAGUUCGAGUACAUGUGGGAAUCGGCGAACGACGAAUCCGAGGAGUGGUCAGUAGACCUCGGCUCAGUAGAUGCGCAUGAGCUGGACCCCCGUGUUCUCCCGGUGUUCUUGGAAUCAUACCGUUUGUUGUGUGCGUCCAGCAAGAAGGUUGCUGGACAGCAGCAGUGGCUAUUUGUUGCUGAGCAGAAGACUGAAGGGAACCUCUUCUUGGUGGACAUCUCGGUCAUGCCGGGUUUGACGGACAUGUCGGUGACGCUGAAGUGGAUUGUCAACUCGCUGCUGUACCGAAAUGGGCACGUCAUUUUUAUGGAUAUCCUCAAGUAUGCACUUCAGCAGUUUGCCGAGCAAGCUUACGAGCUUGCGUCGACAUUGCCCCUGCCAGCACAGCCGCACUACCAGAACAAUGUGCAGCAGCAGCAACAGAAUGGACGAGAGCCUGAGCCUGUUAAGGCCAACUCUGCGAUGUACCCCGUAUCGCACUCGGUGUCCCGAACAGCAUCACACGCAACUUCUCUUGACGACGAAGAUGAUGUCGACGACGAUGCUGAUGAGGACACAAUGUCUGCGCGCGACUACCUGGCGGAGAGUCCUGCGAUUGAUGCUGGUAAAUUCGAGCAGGUCUGGGCAACGGCGACGGAAAUUGCGUCGCUAACCUACACGCUCAACGAGGUGCCAGAGGUAGAUGAAGUUAUUGAGUUCUUCCAAAGUAACUGCCUCAGUUGUCUGGCAAGUGGAAGCGUGGAAAAGGUGGUCAAGUUCUACUUCUUCGCAGAAAUGACGGAGCUUCAGUGCGUGUUUUGUGUGGAAAUGGCGAUCAGUGUGGACACGGGCGCCUUGGAAGGAACUGUAAAGCGGUUAACCGUCCAGAAGCGCAGCGAGGAGGAGGAGGAGCAGAUCGACUCAAGUUUUGUAAGUUUCAUUGAAGACGUCCUCCAAGAGCUUUAG
Molecule: messenger RNA, 1968 nt
Organism: Phytophthora sojae
Lineage: Eukaryota; Oomycota; Peronosporomycetes; Peronosporales; Peronosporaceae
Exons: 10
Coding region: 1-1968 (655 amino acids)
Biological process (GO): vesicle-mediated transport; intracellular protein transport
Cellular component (GO): clathrin adaptor complex
Molecular function (GO): protein binding; mRNA binding
Source: RefSeq, a predicted model, not a curated record